AUGGACCGAUUGGCGAAUCAAGGUCAGAGCGAGGGCGCGGGCGCGGGCGUAGGAGAUCUUGCAAAGGAUAUGCAAGAUGCAUCAGCAUCACCAUCGCCUGCAGCCACCAGUGCCCCUGGCGGUGGGAAUACAGGAAAAUCAGGCAACGGAGACAUGGGCGACUCUAACUCAGGCGACUCCGACUCAGGUAGUGAUGCCGUUCAGUUUGACGCGCAACUUUUCAAGGACAGUCCAGUAUUUAUAGUCGCCGACGAUCAGCAGUCGAGACAGAUCGGAUUCGAAGCCGAUCCCAAAGCUGACCUCGAAAAGGUGGCAUGGCAGGUUGUCGUUGAUACCCAAGUUGAGACGCUAGGUUCCAGUAACUUCAAAUCUUCAAAGAGAGCUUACAAUCAAUUCCUUGAUGUUACAAAUAAUAUGGUAUUGCUCAACUUCGUGGGUAACACUGCGAAGUUCUAUAACAAUACCAUGUAUGUUCAGAUUGAUUGGAGUAGGGACGGAUCAAAGGGCUGGACCAAGACACAACUCUUUACUGUUACCAACAGCACCGGCGCAUCUGCAAUUAAAAAACUUACAAGUGAUCUCAAAGAAGAACAGAGAGGACAAGGACCUGCGGAAGUAACCUCGUCAUCAGAUGCAUUGUCGACCUCUGGGAGCACCAAAGCCACCGAAACUAUUGAGCCUAGUGAUAACGAAAGUUCUAAUAGCAGUGGCGGUGGCGGACUCUCAACUGGCGCAACUGCUGGUAUUGCAGUUGGUGCUGUCAUUGGUGGUCUUCUUCUCAUCGGUGCACUGGUAUGGUUCCUCCUUCGUCGACGUCGCCGUAACAAGCAGCCCAACGAAGAGUACACCAUACAGCAAACCUACGCUGUGGACAAGGAGAUUAGCGGCCGUGCCAGUGAUUCACCCAACUCGCCUUACUCAGAUGAGAAUCACAUGCAGCCUAUCGCCCUCGGAAACGUCGACCGUGAUCGUGGUGCCGCCCCUACCCCCCCACCAGGCCGUUCAUCUGUAGCGUCACACGACCGUGGAGCCAAUAGUGGUGUUCAGACGCCUCAAGGCAUGUCUUCCAAUGUCGCUCAUCUUGUUGAAGAUGGCAUGACGGCCGAUGAGAUCCGAAGACUAGAAGAGGAGGAACGACAAUUGGACGACGAGAUUGAACGUGCAGGGAGACGAUAG
Fusarium venenatum is the source of this 1176-nucleotide messenger RNA. RefSeq lists its product as uncharacterized. Lineage: Eukaryota; Fungi; Ascomycota; Sordariomycetes; Hypocreales; Nectriaceae. The record is from RefSeq and is a predicted model, not a curated record.